This is a messenger RNA of Bacidia gigantensis, 1524 nucleotides long. RefSeq lists its product as uncharacterized. Gene Ontology annotation, molecular function: ATP binding; ATP hydrolysis activity. The record is from RefSeq and is a predicted model, not a curated record. Gene Ontology annotation, biological process: protein import into peroxisome matrix. Gene Ontology annotation, cellular component: cytosol; peroxisomal membrane. Bases 1 to 1524 code for a protein of 507 amino acids. NCBI's taxonomy places the organism in Eukaryota, Fungi, Ascomycota, Lecanoromycetes, Lecanorales, Ramalinaceae. The transcript has 2 exons.
AUGGUGCAAGGUGCAAUGACAUCGAGCCAUCGGGCCUGGAACGAUUGGCAGUCCCAUGUCGUCGAGCCCCAUAAAGACACAUGCUUUGCCAUUCUCACUUCCCUUCGUCAGAGCUACCCUGGUCACGUCGUCACAGUUGCCCCGGAUAAGACUGGUCUCACUAAAUUCGCCGAAGCUGGUCAUGCUAAAGCGGUGUUAGAUGAGGAAGACGAGAGGUUUUAUUUCUGGAGGACUUACGUACCAGCAGAUCGCAGGUCCAGUGUUGACUCUGGCAAACUUAGUGACGAGGUGAAGUUUGGCAAGUCCGCUUACCACUGGGAUGGUCACGACUUUAUCGUCUACUAUGCGGAUUUCAUUGUCGAUUAUGUGUUUGAGCGUCGUCAACAAUACUAUUUCAUUCUCUAUGAUCGAAGCAAAACGAGCGGAGAAAUCCGACCUAAAGCUGUGGAUGACCUGAUUGCUACAUCGACAAAAUGGAACGAAGACUUGCAUGAUGAAAUCUGGAUGUAUGACCGAGAGUCUUGGACAAAGGAAAAGAAACUCUUCAGAAGCGUGCAGCAGGCCAAGUGGGACGACGUGGUUCUCGAUCCUAGUAUGAAGAAGGACUUGAUCGAUGAUGUCGAGGGCUUCUUCAACAAUGAGGCCGAGUAUCGAGAAUUUUCCGUGCCUUUCAAGCGUGGAGUGAUCUUGCAUGGACCGCCUGGAAACGGCAAGAGUCUCUGCAUCAAAGCACUGAUGAAUUCUCUGCUUACUAGGCCUGAACCGAUCCCCACACUAUACGUCAAGUCCUUCCAAGGCUGCCAUGAGGAAUGGUACAACAUCCGAGAAGUUUUUGAGAAAGCUCGGAACACAACGCCGUGUCUACUGAUCUUCGAGGAUCUAGACAGCAUGGUCACGGAGAAGGUCCGGAGCUUCUUCUUGAACGAGGUUGAUGGACUCGAGGAUAACGAUGGCCUAAUGAUCAUUGGUAGCACCAACUAUCUUGAGAAGCUGGACCCCAGUAUCACGAAGCGCCCCAGUCGGUUCGACAGAAAAUUCCAUUUCUCCUUGCCUGGACGUUCCGAGCGCGUCUUGUACGCUGAGUACUGGCGUGGCAAGCUUGCCAAAAACCAAAAUAUCGAGUUUCCAGAAGGGCUUGCAGAAGCUAUUGCGUCCAUUACUGACGGCUUCUCUUUCGCUUAUAUGAAGGAAGUCUUCAUCACCUCUUUGCUUUCAAUUGUAGGGGCUCGACGAAUGGGUGCUGAAGAGCCCGAGGGAUUGGACGAAGUGAACGGUGACGUCGACGGGAAGGUUAAUGGCCACGUCGAGGGGGCAUCCAAUGACUACCAGGAUGUCCUGCUGUGGCGGACAGUACGCAAGCAAGUCAACAUAUUACGGCGUGAAAUGAAGGAAGCCGAUGAAGGUACAGAUGGAAACAAAGCGAAAGACGCAGACGGCAACUCUAAGAACGAGGAAGAGGAAAGCGUGAAGGCUCUUGUGAAGAACUUUGCCAGCCUCCUAGCUAAAUAUAGUGUUGGCGAGUAA